This is a messenger RNA of Staurois parvus, 528 nucleotides long. The record is from the annotation of a GenBank genome assembly. Lineage: Eukaryota; Metazoa; Chordata; Amphibia; Anura; Ranidae.
GGGAGACCCGGAUAUAGGAAUGCAGGGCCCAGGGGAGACCGGGAUAUAGUGAAAUUGCAGGGCCCGGGAGAGGAACCAGGAUAUAGUGAACUGCAGGGGCCCGGGGAGACCGGAUAUAGUGGAUUCAGGGCCCGGGGGGGCCGGAUUAUAGUGCAAUGGCAGGGUCCGGGGAGAGCGGAUAUUAGUGAAUGCAGGGUCCGGGGAGAGCGGAUAUAGUGAAUUGCAGGGUCCCGGGGAGAGCGGGAUAUAGUGAAUGCAGGGGUCCGGGGAGAGCGGAUAUAGUGAAUGCAGGGUCCCGGGGAGAGCGGAUAUAGUGAAUGCAGGGUCCGGGGAGAGCGGAUUAUAGUGAAUGCAUGGGGUCCGGGGGAGAGCGGAUAUAGUGAAAUGCAGGUUCCGGGGAGAGCGGAUAUAGUGAAUGCAGGGUCCGGGGAGGCGCGUAUAUAGUGAAUGCAGAGGUCCGGGGAAGCGGAUAUAGUGAAUGCAGGGUCCGGGGGAGAGCGGAUAUAGUGAAUGCAGGGUCCGGGGAGA